GAUUGGCUGAUCCUCUGCAGGUGGAAACAAACCUGCCUGAAAAUCAUCUGUGCAGGGUGGAGACAGUGCAGAGUGAGCUGAGUACUGUCAGUAACUUCCAGAGAUCAAUAGUCUAAGGUGUGAGGACGGUCUCCAGUAGCACAGCCUUUGUUUCUUUUUUCCUUCCAGCCAAGUAAAGAUGUCCAUCUUCAAGAGAUUCUUCAAAAAUGUCAUCCAUAAAAGAGACCCUGAGGAUGACACUGUUAAAGUGAAGGGUAAGCUGAAGCCCAAGUAUUAUGGAACAGUCACCCCGUAUCCAAACUUCAACGCCAGCAGUGACGCUUCAGUUCUUGAGAGCGCCAUUAAGAGUAAAGGAGUGGAUGAGGAUGUGAUCGUUGCAGUCCUGGUGAAGAGGGACAACGAGCAGAGGCAGAAGAUCAAAGCGGUUUAUGAAGCGUCCACUGGGAAGAAGCUGGACGCAGCUCUGAAGGCUGUUCUCCACUCACAUCUAGAGGAUGUCUCUCUGGCUCUGCUCAUGACUCCUGCGCGCUUUGAUGCCCACCUGCUCAGGAAAGCCACAAAGGGUCUGGGCACAUCUGAGGACGUCCUGGUGGAGGUUCUGGCAACCAGGUCAAACAAAGAGAUUCUAGAGAUCAAGAGGGUCUUUAAAGAAGAGUACAAACAGGAGCUGGAAGAUGUUAUUAAGGAUGAGACCAGCGGCGACUUCACCAAGGCCCUUCUGGCCAUGUUGAAAGCAAACAAAAAUGAGACCACUGAGGUCAACAUGGCUCUGGCCCAGAAGGACGCAGAGACUCUGUUUGAGGCAGGUGAGAACGCCACAGGAGUCAACGUGGACACCUUCAUCGACAUCCUGACCACGCGGAAUGGGCCGCAGCUCUCUAAGACAUUCCAGCAGUACGCCUCCGUCAGCGACAUCACAUUACCUAAAGCCCUGGACAUGAAGCUGAGGGGAGACAUUGAAGACUGUCUUAUUGACAUUGUGAAAUGUGCCUGGAACACACCGGCUUUCUUUGCUGAGAAACUCCAUCUGGCCAUGAAGGGCUAUGGCACAUGUGAGGACACGCUGAUCAGAGUGCUGGUGAGCCGCUCUGAGGUCGACCUGAAGAAGAUUGUGGAGGAAUACAAGGCCAUGUAUGACAUUAGCCUCCAGGAACACAUAUUGAAAGAUACUAAGGGACAUUAUCAGAGCGUCCUGCUUGGACUGUGUGGACCCCACUGAAUUUCUGUCAUUGCCACUGUACAGGAACUCAAGGCUACGCCGUCCACCAAAUGCCACUGAAAUCUCUCAUCUUUCUAAAUCAUUUGGAGUAACCUGACCCAACUGUCUUUUUGAAUUGAUGCUCUAAUAAAGCUCUUAUCCCAGUAACAUUAACAAAACGAUCUCAUACCCUCACCACCUGAAGUAAUAACAGCUUUUUUCACGUCCCCAGAAAUAAUUUUUUCUUUGGGGAGUAAAUUGUGGUAACUCCUUUAAUAUAUUAUAUGCAAAACUAAUUUAAAAGAGUAUUCUUUUUCUUGUCAGCUUUAAAACAUAUAUCUCAACAAACUGUUCAUGCUCUAAUAUGUUUAAAGUUUGUGAAAUCUUA
Toxotes jaculatrix (banded archerfish) is the source of this 1586-nucleotide messenger RNA. RefSeq names its product annexin A1-like. Gene Ontology annotation, biological process: positive regulation of prostaglandin biosynthetic process; inflammatory response; hepatocyte differentiation. Bases 179 to 1219 code for a protein of 346 amino acids. NCBI's taxonomy places the organism in Eukaryota, Metazoa, Chordata, Actinopteri, Toxotidae. The record is from RefSeq and is a predicted model, not a curated record. Gene Ontology annotation, cellular component: plasma membrane; cytoplasm. The transcript is spliced from 12 exons. Gene Ontology annotation, molecular function: phospholipase A2 inhibitor activity; calcium ion binding; calcium-dependent phospholipid binding.